Molecule: messenger RNA, 1473 nt
Organism: Pieris brassicae (large cabbage white)
Lineage: Eukaryota; Metazoa; Arthropoda; Insecta; Lepidoptera; Pieridae
Gene: Rab10
Product: ras-related protein Rab-10
Exons: 4
Coding region: 93-704 (203 amino acids)
Biological process (GO): cellular response to insulin stimulus
Cellular component (GO): recycling endosome; insulin-responsive compartment; Golgi apparatus
Molecular function (GO): GTP binding; GTPase activity
Source: RefSeq, a predicted model, not a curated record
CAAACACAGGUCAAACUGUCUGAAUUUUGUGAAAGAUUGUAGGAGUUUUUGUGCUUCUAUUUAGUUUUGUACUAAAAUAUUAAAUAAAUACAAUGGCUAAGAAGACGUACGAUUUACUUUUCAAACUUCUCUUAAUUGGAGAUUCUGGUGUGGGCAAAACAUGUAUAUUGUUCAGAUUUUCAGAUAAUCAUUUUACAACUACAUUUAUAUCUACAAUCGGUAUAGAUUUUAAAAUAAAAACUGUAGAACUUAGAGGUAAGAAAAUCAAACUUCAAAUAUGGGAUACAGCUGGACAGGAGAGGUUUCACACCAUCACAACAUCUUACUACCGUGGAGCAAUGGGCAUCAUGCUGGUGUAUGAUAUCACAAAUGAGAAAACAUUUGAUGAUAUUGUCAAGUGGUUAAGAAAUAUAGAUGAGCAUGCUAAUGAAGAUGUAGAAAAAAUGAUUCUUGGCAACAAAUGUGACAUGGAAGAAAAAAGAGUUGUCAGUAAAGAACGUGGAGAAGCGAUAGCGCGCGAGCACGGGAUCAGGUUUAUGGAGACAUCUGCCAAGUCCAACAUAAACAUUGAAUGCGCAUUCUCAGAGCUGGCGGAGGCAAUCCUCGACAAGACGGCGGGACGCGAGGCGGACGCCGACCUCGCUCGGAUCGCGGUCGAACGCCGACCCUCGCGCGCACCGCCCGCCCGCGCCUGCUGCUCCUAGGCUACCGGCCCACGACCACCCGCACACUCGGUGCACCAUAUCUUCAUAACCUCGUAUCGGGACCGUACGUCGCAAUCUUUUUUUGCUCUGCGUCGCCGGUGGUCCGUAACAGUAGUUCCCGAAACGAGUUAGCAUUGUUCUCAGUGAUGUGUCAGUAGUUUUACCCCAUUGAUGUCUGUAUAUUUUCGGGCUGUAUGUAUAUGCUUUUCAUAGCUUCCUCUUUGGAAAGCUAAAUCGAGAUAUCUCUUUCUUAUAAUGAAUCAUCUUCGAGACAAAUUCUGUCAAUUAUGCUUUGAUAUUUUGACAAAACAUGUCAGUAUAUUCCAGGGUGUCGAGGAUACCUCUACUGAGAUUCACCGAGGCCUCAUUAUCACAGAAUGUCCUCUUACUAUUCAGAGAUUUCUUUGUGAUUAAUUUAAAUACACUUCCGUACUCUACGCAUGUUUCGAUGGUUAAAACUUUAACAUUUAAUAACUUAAAUAUAAAUCUGUCUUCAUGAUAAACACAAGUUAUCUCAGUUUUAGAUAUAUUAUGUAUCGCAAAGUAACAAAUUGCAGUAUCCUCGGUCUUGGAGAGGUGCUCGACAUCUCGCAGAAGCCACAAACGGAUGCAGUUAAGGCACAUUAGUGUAGCGUAGUGUAAGCGAUGUACUUUAUAAACUUGAAACAAUAUUAUCGCAUGGUGUAUGUGUCGUCGGUUUUACCCGCUUUUUAUUAAACAAUGGCGUUGUAAUUUGUAUAUUACAUUCAUAAUAAACGAUCUACUUUUA